Molecule: messenger RNA, 2115 nt
Organism: Dermacentor albipictus
Lineage: Eukaryota; Metazoa; Arthropoda; Arachnida; Ixodida; Ixodidae
Product: F-box/WD repeat-containing protein 7-like
Molecular function (GO): protein binding
Source: RefSeq, a predicted model, not a curated record
GUAGGGCAGAUACGCUUAGAUACGAACUGCGCAUGUAAACAAAGGAUGCAAAAAGAAAAAAAAAAGUUGUACACUUGCGUCGCUACGUUUAUUUUCCGUCUACGUCCUGUACUUGAUUAUUCCACUAGAAGCAACGUACCCAAAGCAAUUGUUUGUUGUUUAGGACAACUAUGGAACAGAGAGAGAAAUGAAUUUGUAUAGCAACAUAAGCAAAUCCUAAUGCCUGAACAUGACUGGUGUUGCGGAGGCACCCACCUCUCAGACGGAGGCGACGAAUGCAGCCAGUGGAAGCAGAAGCACAUCUGACAGCCUGUCUAGCAGCACUGCUUUCAAGGAAGAAUUCCAGAAUGUAUACAAUGAGGUCCAGGGAACGGAGCUUUUUGACACAUACGAUGACUCUGAGUCCUCCGACCCUGAUGACAUCCAAACCACGAUUUCGCGAGAGUCUCCUUCCCCCUGCUCAAAAGGAAGGAAACGGUGCUCAGCUAAGCAGAGAAAAAGUAGAAGUCGUCACAAGAAACGAUUUGUUUCAAGAAUGGUGGAACCCUGCCAUGAACCAUCAUCACCACCCUACGUGCGCCCACUCAUCACGGCGGUGAUGCCAACGGUGCCCACCAGGUCUCCAUCAGAGCAGUGGCUUUUGAAUUACAAGAGGCUCAAGAAAGCGAAAUUCAAAUGCACGCUGCUGCUUGGCCACAACGACACUGUGCACUCAGUCGCCGUGGACCAGAAUCUCGUUCUGUCUGCUAGUGGCGACACAACAGUCAAAGUGUGGAGCAUGCAAGCAGGCAGGGAAUUGUGCAGUCUGCGAGGACACACAGGAUCUGUCAACGCUGUUCUCCUCUUGUCCUCUGAACAGACAGAAGUGCUAUGCGGUCGCAUGGGGCGGGCAUCAACAUAUCGGCUGGCUGUCAGUGGUUCCUCCGACGCCUGUCUCAAUAUAUGGCUUGCUCUCGAAGGGAAGCUGUUGAAAUCGAUGUACACCUACAAUGCCAUUACAGCUCUUGCAGUAAUCACCGACGACUGCCACAUUGUGGUUGGCACAGAAGGAGGCAAGCUGGAAGUUUGGGACGUGGCAAAAGGAUCUCCUCUCAGUUCCGUCAUUGGCCACGAUGGUGUGAUUGAGUCCAUAUGGGCUGACUGGACAGACACUGUUUUCUCAGCCUCCUCUGACGGAAGCCUAAAGGUGUGGCAAUGGCUGUCAAAUGAGCUGUGCGCAGUGCAAGUGCAUGAUGCAGAUGCAGCCGAAAGCUGCCGUAUGCACUGCGUGGCAGUGGAUGGCUCCAAGAUAUUUGUAGGCAGGGACAGUGCGUGCGUGAAGGUCAUCGACUGGGCCACAGGAAGGGUGGACUACCUGAAAAACCACCCUCACGACCAUGGGUUGGCAAAAGCAGUUUUUGUCAAGGACAGCCUUCUCUUGUCAACAUCUUAUGACAGAUAUACUGGAAACAGUACAGUCAACAUGCGAACCCUUCCUGGCGGUGCUUAUGUGGGCACGCUGAAGGGUACUGGGCAAGGCAAAGUCAGUGCCUUGGCAUCCGACAUUGUGGAGCGGAAAAUUCUCAGGAUUGUAACGGGAGGCACAACACUUGCCGUCUGGGACUGGGCACCUCACGAGAAUAAUGGUGAAUGCCCUGUACUGUUUCUCGAGACGCUUGCAGAACGCGCUCAGGGGGACGGAAAUGAAUCGAACAAAAGCAGCGACAGUCCAGAGAGACAACUACAGCUGUAUCAAGGCAACACUCAGGCUGGCGAUACGAGCUGGUGUAACAUCAUGUGAUCUUUUAACUCGCUUCAUCCUCAAAAAAAGUCGUGUUGUGAAGUAACUGCAUUGUUAUUUGCCUGCUAAUGCCUAAGAAUCAAGCUAGUUGCGUGCACUAUUGCUCAGCAGCUUCAGUGUGUUUGUGAAGUGUUAUAAGUGAGCCGCAACUCUGCAGCACAACUCUUUUAGCUCAACUCCUGCCUGAUCAAGGUAAUGCAUUUUUAGUCAAGCACCUACUCAGUGAUCGACUGUUAAUCUUAUCCAUAUGCAUUUUUACACAGUUUCUACCUUGUGCUUUCAUGCAGCCACAUGUACAAUAGUAUUUUUUGACAAUAAACACGCUUUCACCAAUG